AGCUCAAGUAAACCCAGAAAUGGAUUCCAGUGAAAGAAGAAAAAGUGGAUUGAAUCUCCCAGCUGGGAUGUCUGAAACCUCUCUGCGCCUUGAGACUUUUUCGGGUUCCUAUCGGGCGAUAUCAAACUUGUCGUCCCCGUCGAAAGCCACAAGUUGUAGCGACCGAUUCAUACCAUGCAGAUCUUCGUCAAGGCUUCAUACUUUUGGGCUAAUCGAGAAGGCAUCGCCGGUUAAGGAAGGCGGAAACGAGGCGUAUUUUAGGUUGUUGAAACAGGAGCUUUUCGGGUCUGAUUUUGGUUCUUCAUCUCCUGCAGGUCAAGGGUCUCCGAUGAGUCCCAGCAAGAACAUGCUAAGGUUCAAGACGGAUCAUUCGGGGCCUAAUUCGCCCUUUUCCCCUUCCAUUUUUGGUCCUGAUAGCGGGUUUUCUAGUGAGACUUCUACGCCUCCAAAGCCGCCUCGGAAGGUCCCCAAGACACCCCAUAAGGUUCUGGAUGCCCCAUCACUUCAAGAUGAUUUCUACUUGAACCUUGUGGACUGGUCUUCACAGAAUGUGCUUGCAGUUGGAUUGGGCACCUGUGUUUAUCUAUGGACUGCAUCCACCAGCAAGGUGACCAAGUUGUGUGAUUUGGGGCCCAGUGACAGUGUGUGCUCGGUCCAAUGGACCCGAGAGGGUUCAUACAUAUCGAUUGGUACACAUCUUGGUCAAGUUCAGGUGUGGGAUGGAACUCAGGGCAAGAAGGUCCGAACCAUGAGCGGACACCAAACAAGGACCGGAGUCCUGGCUUGGAGCUCGCGGAUAUUAUCUUCUGGAAGUAGAGACCGCAACAUACUUCAACACGAUCUUCGUGUUUCAAAUGACUUUGUUAGCAAGCUUGUAGGGCACAAAUCCGAAGUGUGUGGGCUGAAAUGGUCCCAUGAUGAUAGAGAACUUGCAUCAGGUGGUAAUGAUAAUCAGCUAUUGGUGUGGAACCAGCAUUCUCAGCAACCAGUUUUGAAGUUGACAGAGCACACAGCUGCUGUGAAGGCCAUAGCUUGGUCACCUCACCAGAGCGGCCUCCUUGCGUCCGGAGGUGGGACUGCAGACCGGUGUAUCCGCUUCUGGAGUACUACAAAUGGGAAUCAAUUAAACCAUGUUGACACAGGAAGCCAGGUAUGCAAUCUGGCAUGGAGUAAGAAUGUGAACGAGCUAGUCAGCACUCAUGGCUAUUCCCAGAAUCAGAUUAUGGUCUGGAAAUACCCAUCAAUGACAAAGGUUGCAACUCUAACUGGCCAUAGUUUGCGAGUGCUCUAUCUUGCCAUGUCGCCGGAUGGUCAGACGAUAGUAACAGGAGCAGGGGAUGAGACAUUACGGUUUUGGAAUAUCUUCCCUUCCAUGAAAACACCAGCACCAGUCAAAGAUACAGGUGUUUGGUCAAUGGGACGGACGCAUAUUCGAUGAAAACACUCUGCACAUAUGGAAUUAAAUUAUUUUGUAAAUCGCGAGAGAUAUAAGAGAGACCUGUUCAGGGUUCCGUUUUUAUAUUUUGAAAUUGUGAAUUUGUGAAGUGUCUUUUGCUUCUCUUCUUCUAAUACUUUAAAAGGAUUUUAGUGAA
Molecule: messenger RNA, 1592 nt
Organism: Vitis riparia (riverbank grape)
Lineage: Eukaryota; Viridiplantae; Streptophyta; Magnoliopsida; Vitales; Vitaceae
Product: protein FIZZY-RELATED 3
Exons: 10
Coding region: 20-1438 (472 amino acids)
Biological process (GO): positive regulation of anaphase-promoting complex-dependent catabolic process; positive regulation of ubiquitin protein ligase activity; anaphase-promoting complex-dependent catabolic process
Cellular component (GO): anaphase-promoting complex
Molecular function (GO): ubiquitin ligase activator activity; anaphase-promoting complex binding; protein binding
Source: RefSeq, a predicted model, not a curated record